Molecule: messenger RNA, 1236 nt
Organism: Fusarium musae
Lineage: Eukaryota; Fungi; Ascomycota; Sordariomycetes; Hypocreales; Nectriaceae
Exons: 3
Coding region: 1-1236 (411 amino acids)
Source: RefSeq, a predicted model, not a curated record
AUGUACCAGAUUUGGCUGCCUCUUGACAACUGGAACUUCCGUUAUCUCGCUAUUGGGGGCGGUGCUUGGGCAGCUGGGCUGGGUCAAUUUGAUCUUGCCCUCCCUGCUUCUCAAGGCUACGCUGUCUCUUCCACCAAUGCUGGUAUCAGUGGGAAUCCAAUCGAUCCGUCAGACUGGGCCUUGAAGCCUGAUGGCACUGUCAAUUAUGGCCUUCUCCAAAACUUUGCUUCACGAUCUGUCCAUGACAUGGCACUUAUUGGCAAGUCAGUUGCAGCGUCUUUCUACAAGGUCCCGGCGACGAAGGCAUACUUCAAUGGCUGCUCUACUGGGGGCCGUCAAGGCUUGGCGGCAGCACAGCAUUAUCCAAGCGAUUUUGAUGGGAUUCUGGCUGGAGCUCCCGCCAUCUACUGGUCGGAGUAUGUCAUGGCAGAACUUUGGCCUCAAGUUGUCAUGAAAGACGCGAACUAUUAUCCAUCGACUUGCGAGUUGGAUGCUUUUGUAUCAGCAGCCGUGGAAUCUUGCGACGGAAAGGAUGUAGUAGUGGAUGGCGUGGUUACAGAGCCGUUUACGUGCGAGUACGACCCCUUCGCCCUUUUCGACCAGAGGAUUGAAGGUGCAUCGCUUACCGCUUUGGCUGCUACUAAGACAGUGAAUGGCACAAUCACUGGUGCGCCAUUCUUUGUAGCUGAUACAUGGGUUCGCAACUUCGUCAAGGCGGACCCAAGCUUUGACACAUCGGAACUCAGUAUCUCUGACUUCGAAAAACUGUUUUCAGAGUCCCGAGCUAAGUUUGGUCAUAUCAUGGAUUCAUCAGAUCCCAAUCUCCAUCGAUUCAGGACAGCGGGCGGAAAAAUGAUUAUUUGGCAUGGCCUGAGCGAUCAGUUGAUUUAUCCUCAGGAUAGCAUCCGAUACCUGACAGAGGUUGAGAAGAAGUUCAAGUCCAAGGGAAAAAGUGAGGAUAUGGAUAACUUUCUUCGCCUCUUUCUUGCUCCCGGAGUUGAUCAUUGUGGGUUCGGCCAAAACCCUGGUGCUGUACCAACAGACCCCUUUGGGGCCCUGCUAGCCUGGGUGGAAGACGAGAAACCUCCUCAUACAGUGGAAGCACAUACGAAGCCAGACGCAUUGACCCAGUUCUCAAGAAAGAUAUGUCUUUAUCCUGAAAUGGCAAAAUACAAGGGUAGGGGAAACACGAGCUUCUCCAAGAACUAUAUUUGCGCCACUCCUUGGAGGCAUUGA